This is a messenger RNA of Porites lobata, 13940 nucleotides long. The record is from the annotation of a GenBank genome assembly. Lineage: Eukaryota; Metazoa; Cnidaria; Anthozoa; Scleractinia; Poritidae.
AUGAUCGGCAUAUCAAGGGAGUUUGAAGAUGUCGACAGAGUAGUUCCUUCUUUCCCGACUUAUCUAGGGAAGAUGGAAGUGAUUCUGCUAGUAGGGUAUGACUUUUUGGGCCUGCGAAAGGCGUUGUUAUGUGUUCAAAGGUUGAUAAUCAUUUACAAGAGGAGACAAUCCUCUCUUAACUCUUUGACGAAAUUCGAAUAAAUUGAAUUUUUCUACGAAAUCGUUGACUCUUUCCUGCCUUCGCGUUCCAAAAUUAUAUUUUGCUCAAAAAUUGCUCAGAAAGGCCAAAAAUUGAGGGGAGUUUUUUUUUAAUUCUUUUCUAAUGUAAAAGCUUUCUUUUAUUCCAAUACAUUUGCAUAUGCUGGCCACCUGAGUGAAAACGGUCAUACCACAUGGAUUAGUGAUUUUAAAACAACUCUCAUACUAAGCUUGGGCUGCCUGUGGGCGAGCGUGAUUACAUGCAGAAUUUUCAGACCGGACUUAGCCGCGAUCCCGACACAGUGGCCAAUGUGACGACCAUUUUGUGUAAUAUCACAGAACUUAGCAGCGUCAUAUCUUUUAAUAAAUUAUAUAUCAUCUGGUAGGGCUCAUCACAUGCAAGCUAUCCAUUAAUCUGAAUCUAAAUAGUUUCGCGCGAGCUUAUACUCCACUGAAUCAGAUUAUCAUAACUAUUAAUAUCUUUACAUAUGAUUAGUAAAUAAAAACUCAUCCCCCCUCCCUCCGCCCUCCACACCUUUGAAACAUGGUGGGGGUAUUUACAGUUUCACUGCUCCUAGUUUGCAUGAUAAUUUAUACCUAGAUGAUAAGUAGAUUAGUGUAGGUAAGUGAUAGUGUUGUAGUUAUUCACAGGUGAAGAGCCAUAUUUCUACUUCAAUAAGCUAUGCAGUAUUAUUAUUAUUAUUAUUAUUAUUAUUAUUAUUAUCAUCAUCAGCAUCAUUAUUAUGAUUAUUAAAUCAUAUCGAUUUUUUUUAUUCUUGGGGGUAAGAGUCCAUAUGACGCACUCAGAUCGUUUUUCGAAAAUUUUGCAUAUCUCACCCCGCAUUAAACAUGACAAGCCAGACAGUGAUAAUAAGGGCACCUGCCUUAAAUAUAUAAAAUAUAGACUUAGCCAGGGCUAAAAGCGAGGCUCCCAUUAAUAUAUUUAUCAUUUAAAUCAAACGAUAAACUUGUAUUCCACAAUUCAGUUAACUUUAGAGCACAUAGCACAUUCAUGUGACUUUUGAGGGAAAGGCUAAGUGGUUUUAGAGAAAAAUAAUUUGCAAACAGCCCAAGAGUGAGCCAAAUCUUACAUCGAGUUGCUAUCCUCAUAUGUACACCCCAAAAAUAGCAAUCAUCUUCGAUAAUAUUUAGGAGCCAAAAUGGCUCUUGAUCACCGUAAAAUUAAUUAGGCCUGGAAAAAAAUCAGGCCGAAUUUUUUUGCCUUCGACAAGUUUACUUUACAAAAUCUUGCCAACAAAUCCGGGUGCGAGUAAACCAACCUUUUAUACCAUUUAUACAUCACGUCUGAGGUGAAACAGUACCAUGAGGUACUGUUUUUAUGAUACAGACCUCGGACAGAAUGCAGUAUUCCACAAUUUUGCAGCACAAAUUGCACUCAUUCAAUAUUCAUGACGAUCGAAGGACGCGUGGGCUUUUUAAACCGUUUAAAAAAUUUCCAAAAUCACAUAUACGGCUAGCCGGUUCUCACUUUUGCAGUGCGAGCUGUAGCGACUGUUUGAACGAGCAUACUAGAGUUAAGCUGCAACAUAAUAAAGAAAUUAUUAUGUUUAUUCAGUUUUAUUAAAUGGCUUUAUCGAUGUGUAAUCUUUAAAAGCGCCGGUUUGAUACGCGCGGCAUUUUGAGUACUCCUGCAAGCGAUGUUCACUGAACGACUGAAAACAAACGGCACGGCGAUUAAAAUUACAAGAGAGACUACCAACAAUCAAUAAAAGAAAUAUAAUUCGGUGAAACAUAUACAGAGACAACAUUUUUCAUUCACGAAGACAAGUAUUAAAGUGUCUCUAAAAAUCCUGAGUCUUCAAGCUUAAAGCUUAAGUUAAUUAGUUUAUGUUUUAAGCCAGCUUCCCGGUAUUUACUUUUUUCAAAGAUGAACUCGAGGCAAGAAAAUCGCUCAAAGCUUUCUUUUACAGCCAGAAUUAUAAGUAAAUGUUCUUUGGAGCGUUUUCUUUCUAUUUGCGGUAAGAAAAUGUCUAAAGGUUUUUUAAAGUUCCGUAAGCUUUAUCAAACCUGAUUCUUGGUCAUAUCGAAUUGUCUCAAAUCUUACAAACGUGCAUAAACUACAUAGCCGCAUAAACUGGGCUCGACUUCAUUAAAUUAGAUAUAAAAAACAAACAUCAAACACAAUAAUUACUGAGGCUUACCAUUCGAGAUGCAGCUCCUGAAAGGUAUCAAGGAAGGCCAGUGUCGCUUCAGACUUUUCAACCCUUACGCAUCAAGCAAGGUGAAAAGCGAAAUCGAUGCCAUCCGAAAUCGGAUUUCCGACUUUGACAAGUAAUGUAUUAAUUUCUCAACCAAAAACCAACUAGCCAUGAAUAACAGAAGACUUCUGAUAGCAGCUGAAUUUCAUUUUGUUCAUCCAGUGGAAAAAGACAGUUAAAAACAUCACAAGUUGACACAAAACUCUGUCAGCUUCAGCUGUCAAAGUAAAGAACAUUCAAGAUGCUGCAUAAAUUUUCCGCAUGAGCUCGCCUGUCAAAUUUUGACCAAUCAGAGCAUAAAAAUUGGACGUAGAGAGUGACCAACGCGUGACCAUGGUGAGCAAAGACAAAAGCAACUGCCUUCCCUGCCUGUAAUAGCUGGCUGAAUUUUCGCGUCCGAGGUCGGUUUGAAAUCAAAAUUUUAAUUGUGCGGCACAAACACAAAACAUAUUUCAUACGAAUUAAAAAACAAUCAAACUUGAGCCUGCGAUCAUUUGAAAACUAGUAACUAGUCAGCGGAUAACUUCAAAAAAAUACUCGACCUCGAUAGGUCAACACCUGAGCCCGCGAUACGGUCAAGUGAUACUGGUCAGCGGAUACCCUGUUUUAAUUGAUCACAACAUUGAUGUCCAAUGGAUGUGUGCAUUAUCAGUUUUCCAGUGCUCUCAAAUUUGCUAGAAAGUAUAAGAUUGAUAACAUUGAUUGCGAUCUAGUAAAACAACUGGUCAGCGGACAGCUUCCAAAUAAAUCACGUCACCUUGAUGAGUUGACACAUGAGCCCUCAAUAUGGCAAUGUGAUACUGGUCAGUGGCUAUCCUGUUUUGACAGCUGUCAAUUAACCAUAUUGUGAAUGGCCAAUAUAAAAGACAUGGGUUUGCCAAGACACACCUGAGACACCCCUCCCUUCCUUUUGAUAGUCUCCCCUACCCUACCCGUACAAUCUGUAGACGCGUACGUACGCUCGGUCAGUCACGUGACAACCAAACGAAAAGAGGUUGACCAUAUUCUAUGAGUAUGGGGCUCUGUCCCACGCGCGCUUCGCGCGCGAGGGAGCCCCGCUAUAAAAAAGACCCAUUAUAUUGAUUGAAGUUAUCUCUACAUCUUCUUUGCCCAAAUUGAUAGCACUGUCACAAGUUAAGUUUAAGCUAAUAGCCCACGUUCGAUAUACAGUCGAAGGUCUUCUUGCGACCACUCUCGCAAGCGACCAGCUCCAGUUACAAACACCUUUGUGAAACCCAGUUUGAACUGUGACUUAAUCUUUGUAAACGAAAAGCUCUCGUAAGCGACCGCGACAACUUUUGGAAUUACCCAACUCGACUUUUCCUUUGUUUUUAAUCUCUUGUAAUCUGAACGCUGCGCUAAUGGUCACUUAAAGAUAUGAAGACACAUAUUAAACAUUAAUAUCAUUUAUUCUUUUCUCUAUGAAUUAUGAAUGAGUUUCUGAAGCUCUUGUGCCAUCUAUUACUUUACCAUGCGAAUUUCCGAGGUGGUCGCUUACGCGAGCUUCGACUGUGUCAAAAUUCCAACAUGAGUCCGAGGCUUUCAUGUCAUUUUUCUGUAUUUGGUUUGGUUUUCUGUGUGCUCAGGUCUCUUCCGGAAAUAGAGAGACAAUGAGGUCGUGAACAAUUUGCAAUUUUACCCAAAAGCCUCGGAGUCAUGUUAAAAUUUUAAUAUAUCGAACGUGGGCUAUUCAAAGCACGUUUAACUGUUGUAAGGACAAUUUAUCCCCAGCUACAAAAAAGAUUAGAUACUUAGUGCGUUAUGAAGGAAAGAGGAGUUGGUUAAAAUAAGUUCAUUUACUUAAAUGUGGUAUCAAGAUAAGCGUCGCUGUUGUGUUUGAAGAAGAUCUUCGUGCAAACUCAGUAAGUUGUCCGAAGGAGUUUUUAAGUAGCCACCUGGAAUCAAGCAAUACUGAUAUUCUAAUUUCGAAAUGAGAUGCGAAUAUUGGAGCAACUUAUAGAAUUUUAAAGCGGUCAAAAGUUUACGUUAGGAUUCAAGCAAUUUUUCUUGCAACUUGAAUUGUAAAGAAUUUUCAAAGCCAUUAGUUGUAAGAAAAAUUGUCUGUUGUUUAACAGAAAGUUUAUUCUACCAACUUUCUCACAAGAUUACAGGAAAUGAAGCAUCUGAAAUACUUUCUGUGUAAUGAUAGGUGCAAGGGAAAAUGGUACUCAAAUACUCGUUGCGUAAAACCUUAGCGGAAUAUAAUUUUGCUUGUUCUGAGGAGACUGAUCUGAGAUGGAUAAACUAUUCAACACGGGAAAGAAGGAAAUGAGCAAAAUUUCUCUAAAUUCUGAAAAAAUAUGUCGGGUGCUUGUUGUUGCGGAAACCAUUGUUUGGAUGCGUCAUGUGAGUCUUGUUCAGUGUCUUUUUAAUCUUUUCAGUUUUACGUAAUUUGAUGACCACACCAAUCCGCAACACUGACCACAAGUCUUCGUAUUUGAGACGGGAAGUAUAUGGUUGAACUUUCCUGCUAUAAUUUCCUUUCCUAAAAAAGACCCUUUCGCAGUGUCCAACUUUUACAAAAAGAAACAGCCACGAAAACCUUCGACACUGCUAGAAAGGGCGCCUUGAGCUAUCCUUGCCGAGUUUAAGAGCCCGGAUAUGUCAGAGGCGAUCGAACCGUUUGCACCGCAAAGUCGCCAAAUUUUACAAACGCGAUUUUAUCACUCUCAACCCUUUGGCAAAUAAACUGAUUUUAAGAAGCUCUAUCCAGCAGAGUCCAUGGAUUUUCGCUAUUUGCAUAGAUCCGAAUUUCAACUGAAGUCCAAUAAUGAUGUUGGCCAAUAUGUUGUUGACCAUUUUGAAUGACGUCAGCGCCAUAUCCUAUAAUAUGGAUCAUCUGGUAGAGCUCGUCGGCUUGUGUGUCGUGAACCGGAAUAACCAAUUUGUUAACGAUUACUUACACCUUACACCAUGCAUACACCGAAUUUCCAAUUCUCUCCUUAUGAUGACUACGAAUGGUGUUGACGAUGGAGUAGUAUUUUGUAUAUUUAGCACGCAGCAUGGGCAGGCCAGAAAAUCAUGUCAGGGCCACCAUAAUAAUAAUAAUAAUAAUAAUAAUAAUAAUAAGAAGAAGAAGAAGAAGAAGAACAACAACAACAACAACAUGAUAUUGAUUGUCAUUACCAACAUCCUUUAUAUCCGUCCGUUGAUUGUAAGUCACGAGUUAAUUGCACCUUCUGUCAACUUCUGCCCUUUCUUGAGUUUUUUACAUAUGUAUUUUAGAGCUGAUACAAUACCGUUAACAACGUAGGCUAAGUUUAUCUAAAACUGACGUUAAAAAAAAGGAGAUAUUACGAAGUCGAAAGGAACUCUUUAAAAUAGAUCGAUCUACUUUAGUGUGGUCGGGAAAGCGUCGAUGCCGCGUGGGGAGAAAAGGUACAUAUAUAUACCUUGCAAACUCAGUAAGUUUAAGUUGUCAAGAAGUAACGGUUUUUAUCUACCCACCUAGACCAAGCAAUGAUACUAUUUUUGAAUGUUCUUUUCCGAUCUACAUACACUACGUAGGUUCAGUUUUAGAUUAGUGUAGAUAAGGUUAUAGGAUUUACGUUUUAGGCAAUGUUUCUUGCAACUUGUAUCCCAAAAUUUACGAGACAAGGGUUCUACAAAAAAUUAUCUGUUGUUUAAUCGAUUUAUUCUACUAGUUAAGACACACAAGGCGGUUAGGGUGAUUAUUUUCUUAACCCGUAAAAUAGGUAGUAGAAUACUACGCACUAUGAUGCACUUAUUCUAUUGUCUUCUUUUGUUUAUUUUUAGCUAUUUUCAAGUUGUUAUUAACUGUGUGGUUCACGGGCCGAGUAAAAUCGCUCUAAUAGCAAACGACCAGGGGUACCCAGCGACCAAAUGUUUCUAAGACGUCAGGAGUAUUGUCUCAAUUGGUUUUUGCUUUAGAAGCCUGUUUUGUUAAUUUGGGGCUGCUCUUUAUGAAAACUAUGUAUGUAUGUAUGCAUUUUGUUCUAUUGUUGGUCGACGAUGCCAAUGUCCUCUUUAAGUCCUUUUGAAAUAUCUAUCCCCUAUAGUGGUUUCUGCGGCUUAGUUAUAGAUCACAGAAGACUUCGAAACCAAAUAUGGAGAGAAAAUAAUCAGUGACGCACUCGCCUGAACUCUCUACCACUUUAUCCGGUUUUAUAAACCACAUUUUGAUGUCAUCCAUGAUCUAUUUAAACUGAAAUUGCCAUUAGCGAAUUCGUCAUUUUUGUUAUUACAAUGUCAUAUUUGUCUAACUUAAAAUAACAGAUUUCAGACAAACAUUGCGAAAGUCUAUUCUCAAACUUGGCCAAACAACGUCGAACCGUUUCAACAUUUUCAAGAGACGAAACAAAGGAUCCUUCAUUUAUUGUUCGACUUCUUAACCAUGAUAGCAGAUGUACAUUUUUAACUUAGAAUAGGUCGACACAUAUUAUAAUAAUUGGUUUGGCCUUAGCCUUUUCACCGCGCUGACGCCAUUUGUGCACUUAAGUUGCUAGUUAAAAGGAACACUGCAAAAAGGAAUUCAUUUGUUAAAUACAGCUGACGCCAAAGUUAAAUUUAGGAGACAAUAAAUGUUCAGACGAGAUAAUGUUCCCCCAAUCGUUCGUAUUUUUAACUACAAUGUGAGAAAUGGAAAAAUUUCUACCCAGUCAUGUUCAUGACAUGGUAACAUAACCCAUUGUAUUGAUAAAUUUUCGUUUAAGUUAGAUGAUAUAUAUUUGUUUUGGCAUAUUUUUAGAUGAAACAUGAUCUUGUCCUCAUAUUGACUUCAGUUUCUGUUUCUGUCUCCGUUUCCCCGAACCAACCAACUCCAUUUCAAACCUUUUGGGAAGUAGUUUAAAGCUAUUUUAAAAUUGCUUUAAGUCCCAGGCAUUGCUGUUAUAUUUUACCCAUAAAACCAAAAUAGUCAUAGGAGCUUCAUAUGUGCUAUUUGAGAUCUAUUUGAAUACUCUCUGGCAAGUUUUCCCUCUAUCUGAGAAAUAUCUGGUACUAAAACUGCAUUUUAAACAUAAUACCUAAACUAUAUUUUCAGAACAAGGGUAUUAGCAAGCAUUUAAACUCAAUUUUUUUUCAAAUGCGUACCAACAAAGAAUUCCAGAGUUGCGGCAAUGAUCAUAGAAAAACGGAUUAAACAGGUUCUUACUUUUUUUCAAAAGUUUUUGUACAGUAGGCCACUUCCGAUAUCCGAAAACACUUAUUUUCAAACGAGCCCAAGUGCACACCUUUCUUGUAAAAAUUAGUUUUAUUCGCAUGAGAAGUAAAAAUCAUUUCCUUAUCAAAAGUUGAGCACUUAGCCUCGUUUUCAUACAGAGGUCCGGGGGAACAGGAAAUGGCCUAUUGAUCCUGACUUAAUUUGUACCCAGACUCCCGCACUUUAUUGAUGAUGAGGGCGAUCGGACAGGGUAUUGACAGGGUAUGGCGUUGCGACCGUUACUAACAAUCGCUUUUUGAUUUAAAUCAUUAUUCACCAGAUCAGAAGAAGCUUCAGGCAGGCUAGGACCCCGAUUUAAUUCAGACUGAGCCAUGUCUGUUUACAGUAAUUCCGAUUCAGCCAAUAUUGCGUUAAUUGUGGUCCAUUCCCUACUCACAAUCGUAAACAUUGCAGGAAACUUUCUGGUCUGUAUCAUAAUUAUAAAGAAUCGAGACAUGAGGUAGGCUUUGAGAUUUAAAAGAAUCGAAAUCUGAUUAAAGUAACUUAUUAAUAAGUAACUACUGUAGAAAAAAUGAGAGCCAAGAAAACAUCAGUAUUUUCUGUUAAUAUCUAUAGCUCAAAACAUUUUUAUUUAAUCGAUUUUAAUUAAUUAGUUUGUAUAUUUCUUAUAUUUUAUUUCUUGCAUUUUCAAAGCGCGCUGAGAUUACAUGUAUGUAUAGCUGCUCUCUAUACGAAUUUUACUAUUAUUAUUAUCAUUAUUAUUAUUGUUAUCAUUAUUUAAUUGGUGGCUCAGCAUUAAAACUUGAAAAGGUUGCCCAACCUGAAUAAACUUCAAAAUCGUUCAAACUAUUAGUCGUAGUGACAUGUACGUCAACAUUCAUAUCACCAUUGCAACCGAGUUUUGACAUCUAUUUUAAAAUUUCCAAUAAUAAAGGUUUGAACAAUUCGUUUUUUAGCUGUUAAUGUAGUCUAACCUCUUUGGUGGAUGGUUUUUGUUCUUUCUUUUAUGAUUCUACCAGACACCUUACUAUAAUUAACAUCAUUUCGUCCGUGAAGAUAUAUUUCCGGGAUAUUUGCAACCCUCGACUUGUGUCUUUUUAUUCGAUUCGAUGUAUUUUAUCGAUUUUCGACUUACUUUUUAAAUUCUAAACAUAUUUUAACCAUCGUUAUAGAUUUCUUGUCCGCAACUGAACGCCCAGAUAACUUUUCGGGUGGAGAGAAGUGGGCCCAUCGAAACUGUUUUAUUUUUCGUGUAUUUUCCAUAGCCUAUUGUCAAUUAAUUAACUGUCAAUGUUUAUUACACCGACAGGAAUCUACUCGACUAUCUUCUUCUGAAUUUGGCCAUCGCAGACAGCUCAACUGUUAUAUUUUUAUCACCCAAGUACAUUUUUUCCCACGCCUUCUCACAUCCAGACGGAUCAUUGGGUAACACCCUGUGCAUAGCGGUGACUGGCGGAAACAUUGGGUGGGUUGGCGCCGCCACCAGUGUAUUUUGUUUGGUUGCCAUAGCUGCUGAACGAUACUACGCCGUGGUCCAUCCAAUUAAAUACUUAGCAAGGCCGCUUCGUAAACGUACUUUGAAGGUGCGAUUACUUCAAUUUAUUUCCCCCGCAGGGAUUUCGCCCGGAAGGCGAAAUCCCGAGGAGGCACUCUAGUAACUAGCGCGUAUAUUAAGGAAAGUACUUACAGUUGAAAUAUACAGUCAGUAUGCUAGAAAAAGUCUCGAUUUCCUUGAACAGGGGCCGCGAGGAAUCAGUAGGUAAUGACGACGUUUCUAUUGUUUGCGCCCGCAAGUACGAAAUGGUUAGGAUGACGUAAAGACAGAAAAUCCCGAAGGGACCGCUUAGGUAGAUUUUGUGACAUUUAUUGUGCAGUCACACUUCGAUACUCUUUUGCGUUACGUGUUAUCAGCGACACUCUUUGGAGCAGUUGUUUUGAAAGUUAUGGACCAAAAGACGCUCGUUAAGGGCAGAUGAAGUUAUAAGGUGCAUAUAACUGUGUAUAUAUAAACACUUGGAGAGUUUGCCAGACACGCAUGAGUUCCGAGUCUUUGAAUGGAAACCUUGCCAGACACUCUUUCUCUCUCUUUGACCGGAAUAAGACUCAGCCCUAAACAAGCAAGACGAGUGAACAACUGCUAGCUUAUCACUAGCAGAACGAUGGACGAUUACAGAAAUUCGCCGAAAAUAUACAGAGCGGGGGCAGCUGUAGUGUCAACUAUUACUAGUCGUAAAUAUAGUACUCGUAAUGUGUUUUCGCAUUUAAUGAGAGCAAAUGCAAUUAAUUCUGAAAAUCUUGGGGUAUGGCAGAUUCAGAUUCCCCCCCACCCCAUCAACCCCCUGGAAACCAAACCAUAUUUACCCCUUGUUUUCUUUGAUAUCAAAACAGGUGAUAAUUACCUGUACGUGGAUUCUUGGGGUGAUCUUCAAUAUUCCAUCGUUUAUAUACAGGAGAUAUAACGAGAAUCGAAAGUACUGCAUCAACACGUGGCCAAGUGUGUGGGUCGGCAAGGCCUACAGUCUAAGUUGGCUUUUUCUCGCAGUUCUCUCAACUUCCCUUAUGGCCGUGCUAUACUAUCGUGUGGCGUAUGCAAUGUGGUUCAAAAAGGAAGAACAUCUGCGACAGAGGGUAAGAUGAUCUAAAACUUAACCGUGUUAAAGGGUAUUAUAGUCAAGCCAGGUCAAGCGCACUCCCCAAAGAUUCCAUUAAUAUUGUCCAAUUCCCUGAAUGUGACGUAAAUGUCUUUCAAUCUGACCAAAUACAGAAAAGUUAUCGUAAAAUAUUCACUGCUUAUUACGCAUGCAGGAAUGCCGAUUUGAAUUUGACACCAAAUACGGGGACAACUAACGAAUUCAUGAUUCAUUUUUCAAAUAAUCAAUUCAUCAAUAGAAUUUUGAGGGGGUACGCUUGACCAGCCUUGACUGCAACUAGUACUCCAUAUUAACCCAACGUAUAGUCGCCCUUAAGGUAUCAGCCACCCUUAAAAUUGCCAUUUUUCCAUAUUUGAGAUUUCAACGUUUUCAAAUAGGUAUGCUUGAGAGCUUUCUUUUAAAAAAAAAAUCAGAAGAAAAUAUUAUUUCUGUCGAAAGAUAUCGGGGGUAAAAGAUUUUUUCUCGUUAACUAUCUUAAUUGAUCGUUGACAAGAUCUGUCAUACCCGUGUCAUAUAUCAAUUGACUUGCCUGUGAACUAGUAACGUGAUACCGAGUGCGUGCUUCGACACAACACGUGCGAAUUGUCUUCGCGUUGUUUAUAGCCUUUAGUAUUCUUCGUGGAUAUUUAGCGUUUGCUUCGGUCAAAAUGCUGCCAAAAAAAAAAAAGAAAAGCUCGUUUCCGAAAUCGAAGAGCGAGUUUGACAAAGAAUGGUCCGCAAAAUUGGCAGAGAGCGACAAAGGCUCAUUUUAUCAGCAAGAGAAGUUGCUGCAGUUGCCGAGAGUGCAAGCCGCUCCAAAAUCCAGCUUGAAGAGCCAGAUGAAGAAAGCCAAUUAAGCUAAUCCACCCCAUCUGCUGAUGGAACGUGGAAAACAAUAAGCGGUCAAGCUAUCGUAUCGAGCGAAAAGCUGCUUGAGAAACUGGACGAGUCUGUAUCUUGUCGAUUUUGCCAGGUAAGAGUCCAAGUCAUGGAAAAUGUAGCGACUAAGCAUGGACUUGGUUCUACCUGGAGAAUCCAGUGCGAGAAUGACAGCUGUCCGUCGCACAAGAAAAAUUCUGUUUUUAAUUCUUCCGAGAAGAGCAGAGCGUUUGAAAUAUACCGGGCCUCAGUUCUUGGCCUUCGAGCAAUCGGUGGUGGACAUUCGGCGCCUUCAAAGUUUUUUAGUUUCCUUGGCCUGGCGCCGUCAACAAAAACGCCUCGGCGAAUCAUACAAAAAAGAUCGAAGGAGAGGCAAAACUUUUGCUCGAGAAAGAAUUAAACUGUGCUUCUCGUGGUGUAAAAGAGUGGAAGUUUUCCAACGGAGAAUUAAACUGUUCACUUGAAGAUGUUGAUAGCAAUAAAAAGUUUGUUCCCGUUACAAGUUACCUGUCAAAGUCCUUUUGUUAGAGAAAAUUGAUCCCUCUCUGAUAUCAAUCAGAGUAAACAUUUAGGUGUUAUAAUUUCAUUCCAGGUAGGAUGCCGCCAAAAAUGUAUUUUCUAUUUUAUCUCCGAACGCAAAUUUUGCCGAUCGACUCGUACGUUUUAAACUCCAAGUCGGCAGCCUUUCAAUCAAUUUGGCUAAAAUUUGGCCAGAGUGAUGCCAUAUAUCUCUUCUACAAAACCGUGUCUGCGAAUUUUAAUACACCUUUUCAUUUUAAAGCUAGAGCUUUUUUUCCACAGGGAGUGUUGACUAAUUGCCUUCCCCAACUUCAGUUGCUAAUAAAAGAAAAACAAACGCACUUGUCAAAAAUCGGAGACACGGUUUUUUAGUGGAACGUGUUGAGAAGCGAAUGCGGUGUUAAUUGUUUUCUUCCGUUUAUUUCCGGCGGGAGUGGAACAUGAUUUAUAGAGACGUGUACUUUUACACAAAGCGUUCCAAUUUCGAAACACAUUUAAGUAAAUCGUUUUUGUUUGUUCAAAUCCAUAAUCUGGAAUUAUAAAGCUUUUAAAAAAUAUACGGUUUAUAGGGGUUUUUAUGAAAACAACUAACGCUACAGCGCUCCGCGCGCGGACGGUCCUGAAGGGUGGCUGAUACCUUAAAUCAGAAGGGCUAGAGUAAUGUUUAUUACCUAAUCGGCUCCUGUUAUUACUUAUAAAUAACAAGUUCUGCGUGGUGAAUGACAUUACACGACAUAAUUUAUUAUCUGGAGUAUAUCAUGAUGUCUCCCCAUGUAUGGUAAUACUCUGGAAUCGAGGACGUUUUUGCUUUUGGAAUCUGGAAGCCAGGGCUUUGGAAUCCGGAGUUCAGUUCAAGGAAUAUACCCUGAAUACUGCUAACGACUGGAAUGAAUCCGGAAUCCAAGUUCCACAGACAUCCGAAAUCAAGUACCUGGAAUCCGGAAUCCACAGCUUGGAAUCCAGAAUCCAAGGCUUUCUUCACUCGGGUUUCUUUACAUGGGGCGAAUGAUGUGCAAACCGCUAACAUGAAGUAACUGCGAAUUCCUGUGGCUGCUCCAACUCUGCCUUUAGUUAAUAGUAAUAACUUUUUAAAUGGUAUCAACGUUUUCUUGACUUGAAAAUAGAUCUCUAUAGCUAGAGAGAGAACGUUUUUACAGUUCAGUGUUAUGUUAUAUCUGCUGUGCACUUCCGAUUUUAUUUUAGAAAACUUAACUAAGCCCGCAAUCCUUAUCUCCAGCGGAUCGGCUUGCUAUGUCAUGUAACCAUUAAACGGGACCGCUGUUUUGUCGAAGAUAUAAAGAGUGAAAUCUUGCAUCGAAGACCCAAAAGUUAAACCUUUUUUGCAAUAUUCUUUUCACUAGAAAAAAGCAACUGAUGUAAUGACAAUCAACAACUAGAGCGUAAUAGACUCUCCUUGUUAUAGCAUUUUGUAUCUGGCCUUCGUGGAGGGUGGGGGCUUAUCCUUUUUCUUACUUACGGAAAUUACGGAUAUACGAAACGACUUCAUAGUGUUUUAGACAUAUUAAAUUCUGCAAGUAGAAUACUGCAAUGCUGAUCGUACUAGGUGGAAAUUAACUCUGCAAGACAUCAACACUACACCGAAAGAACUCAAAACAGAGCGGGAUUGUAGCCAUAGACAGUUGUUUCGCCCUCUUUGGGGCUCGUGGUAUGGCGUGAUUCUGUGGGUGUUGAGAGUUCUAGGUCAGGGCUUAAAUCAGGGUGCGGGGAUAUUUUUCAUCAGAGCUUUCUUUGGUUGUUACGCCAUACUGACGAGCCCCAAAGAGGGCGAAACAACUGUCUAUGGCUACAAUCCCGCUCUGUUUUGAGUUCUUUCGGUGUAGUGUCGAUGUGUUGCAGAGUUAAUUUUCAAGUAGUACGAUGAGCAUUGCAGUAUUCUGCUUGCACAAUUUAAUAUGUCUACUUUUCAUUUUGUCUGAUCAGGUCUUUAUAGAUCCGACGUUCUUCGGCAUAUUCGUUUGCAGUCCCUUGUGGUUAUUUUUAAUGUUUGUACUUCAUAGUGUUUUACCGUUUUUAAUAGUUUCAAUAUUAUGUUUGUGCUAACAGGCUGUUCCGAGGAUGCGAAAACGAGCCACCUUAAUGGUAAUGCUUGUCAGCCUCGUCUUUGGAAUGUGUUGGGUGACUGACCGGACCAAUUACGUGAUAGUGCAUUUUUAUUCCCCUUCGGAUGCAUUCUUCUCACUCGCGGCGUCAAACACGCUAGUUUUGGUCAAUUCAACUAUCAAUCCAAUUGUGUAUGCAUUGGUCAAUCAUCGUUUCAGGGAAAAGGCGAAGAUUAUGCUACGACGCGUUUGCUGCCGCAUUUUUGACAUAUCGCUUCCUGGGGCUGGUGAACCGCAAGAAAUGGCCCUUUAG